Molecule: messenger RNA, 1542 nt
Organism: Acanthocheilonema viteae
Lineage: Eukaryota; Metazoa; Nematoda; Chromadorea; Rhabditida; Onchocercidae
Source: the annotation of a GenBank genome assembly
AUGGGUCGACGACAAGUCAGUGUGUUUGAUCGAAAAGAAGUGAUGGAUUUAAUGCAGCAGCGACUGAAUGGUUCUAUUAAAAGUUUGCGCGAAUUAAAGGACAGAAUUGCAGAAGAGACGGGUGAACAGAUUGCACUUACAACACUUUGGCAGCAGAUCCACAAAAUGAGGGGAGAAGUAGUUAAUAAUAGACCUGGUUAUGUUCGAAUGACGACAUCACGUAUUCCACGAAUUGAUGGUUCGCGAGUUAGUAUCGCAGAAGAAGAUGAUAACAUUGAUACGCAUACUCAAUCGAUUGGAGUUCAACUUUCGAACGCUGCCAGUUCUUCGUUACGUCGAUCAGCUCGUAUGUCUAAACGUAAAAGCUAUUCACCGACACCUAUGUCAUCCAGACUUGAUAUGAAGAAAUCCCGUGUUGGCAGAGCCCCUAUAUCUAACAGCAACAUAACUUUGGUUUCUCACUCACUAAGGUGCUUGGGAAUGCCGAAAAAGGGGAAAAUCGUCAGACGAAAAAGAAUUGAUGAGCCAAAGGAGUGGGACAAGAAUGUGGAAGAGUCAAUUAGACAAGAAGCUUUGAGACAUGAAGAAGAGACUGCGAUUGACCCACUGGCUAAGGCAAAAUCAAAAGUCUGGUUAUUUUGCGAGAAAUUUGACGACGAUGGUGAAUCAAAGGCAAAAUGCAGGAUUUGUGGUAUGGUCAUGGUACGCAAGCUGGGUUCAACGAGGGCAAUGUUACGCCACCUACGAAAAAUGCACGAUAAUCUCAUUGAAGGAAUCAUCAGACCGGUAACAAAACGUGUUACAGCAAUUGCUGGAAAACCGAGAGGUGACGACGGCUUUGAUAUUGAUGAUGAUAGCGCAUGGGUGGAAGAGGUUGAUGAAGAAGAUUUCGAUGAUUAUGAUGGUAUGAUAAUUUUAGAACAGCAGUACGCAGUUGCACAGCACUGCGCUGAUAAAGGAAAGGUCGUAGCCUAUAACAGUUAUGCAGAUGAAGGCGGUCCGUCUUAUGCCGGCGAAGUAUUCAUUCGAGAAGAUGGCUCUUAUGCUGAUGGCGAUGAAUUUGUCGACGUGGUAUAUGUGCAAGAUGGAAAUUCGUUUGACGAAAUAAUUUCAAAAUCGAAUGAUGGAAGUUCAUUUGUCAAUAAUGAAUUGCCUUCCAUGGAGAAUAGAGGUGAAGAAGUUGCUAUGCCUUCGCGUUUGAAACGUAGUAUUUCCGAUUCUGAACUGGCCCAGCCAUCCUCUAGAAACGGCAAUAACGAUCUUGAACAUUAUGAAGUUACAAAUUUGGAAACAGAUAGAGCGCUGGGGAAUCUAAAUCUGUUAACUGGAGGAGAAAAAAGACGGCAAGAUAUAGAUGAUGAACACUUUAGCCGGACUAUCGCCUCAUCCAUUCUAUCAUUCCCUCCGGAGCAACGAGAGCUUGUACGUUGCGCUGUUAUGCAAUGUAUUGAAGAAUUGAGAUCAUCCGAGUCAACUGCGGCCGAAGAAGCAAGAGUUCGUGAGGUAACCGAUGAAGAAUUGGUUCAAAUCUCCGACGUUUGA